Hemibagrus wyckioides is the source of this 4377-nucleotide messenger RNA. RefSeq names its product zinc finger protein 239-like. The transcript has 7 exons. Gene Ontology annotation, molecular function: DNA-binding transcription factor activity, RNA polymerase II-specific; RNA polymerase II cis-regulatory region sequence-specific DNA binding. The record is from RefSeq and is a predicted model, not a curated record. Gene Ontology annotation, biological process: regulation of transcription by RNA polymerase II. Lineage: Eukaryota; Metazoa; Chordata; Actinopteri; Siluriformes; Bagridae. The coding region runs from base 2137 to 3231 and encodes 364 amino acids.
CCCCCCCCCCAAUCACACACACACACACAGAAACACACACACAGACACAUACACAUAUACUUAACCAUUUCUAUAUGGUUAAUGUUUCUAUUGAUAAAACAUAGAAGUUGUAAGUUUAUCUCCUGAAGGUCUCACACAGUCACACCUCUGAAUUCUUAUGGAAGUUUUGUUCUUGAAGGGGGUCGUAAACCAUCAACAACCCCGCAAAGCUGUCUGCAUUAGUGAUCAAGGAAAAAAUGACUCUUCUCAUAAUUUCUCCUAAUUAAUCCAUAUUAGGGAUAUGACUAACAAGCUAAUGUGAUGGUCCUAAACUCUCAUUCAGUCAGUUGAUAGCAUAUGGGUUCAGAGUUGUGAACAAGUCAUGAUGUAACAGACUACUUGAAAAAGUCAGGUCUUCAUCAAAGCUGAAAUCAUGAAGUGAGGAUUAUUUUCAAUACAUAUUUUUUAGCUUCUAAAGCUGACGUGAGAUUCAAAUGCUUCUGCGCCUAUUGUGAAAUCUUCUUAACAAUUCUAUAUUCACCGUAAGACAACUAUUCAAACAUUCGAUAGUAUUGUACAAAGUUAGUAGAUAUUCUGUACCUGAAGUGUUUUCAAGUGUAUUAUAUAGAUGUUCAACGUUUUCCAAUAUUCUGUCCCUUAGCAGGAAGAAUCCAUUCAAUGCCUUGGCGAGCUCCUCUAGAUCAUUAUCCACUUGAUCAAUGUUAUUUUCUUCUCCUUGAAAGUCGUCGACGUUGUCUUGUUCUUCAUCGAUAUCACUCACAUCUAAAAUAAAACAGAAAACAAUGAAAAUUACUUACCCUCAGUUUGAUGGUUUGAUCUAGGCCAUGGUGCUACUAAAGCUAUUGGUCUUUGGACAUAAUCUGAACGUUCUGGUCAGGUGUGGGGUGUGUGUGUGUCUGUGUGUGAGAGAUUGUGUGAUUGUGGGGUGUGUGGCUGUGUGAGACCCCUUCAGGAGAUAAACUUCCACCCACAGGAAGCCACUCUUAACGUCUGUGUUUUAUAAUUAGAAACAUUAUUCAUAUGGUUAUGUGUAUGUGGGGGUAGUGUGUGUGUGAGUGUGUGUGUGUGAGAGAGAGAGAUAAAUAAUAAAAUAAUAAUAAAAAAAGCAAUACGUUAAGGAAAUGUGUUAACCCCUAAGCCCAUAAAUAUUUAUUCUUCUUGUAUUUUAUUGUGAAUGUUUUGGUGUUUGAUGCCAUGUUUGCUAUUGCUAUAGUAUUUACUGUGCAGUAAAGCGUUAUUAGCCAAAUUAAGCCCUGUUAAUAUAAAAGCUAAUUCCUAAUUUUCAACCAGAUCUGAUGUGUAGACAUCCCUGUGAAUGCCCUCUAAUACUAUAAUUGAUGGCUGUAUAGAUUAGGGCAGGCUUUCUCUCUUAUCUCAAGCUUUGAUACUGCCAGAUUCCCAUUAAAUGUCUGACGAGUGCCGUCCACUCAUGUUUUGCUUCUUGUUAUUGCAACACAUUAAAAUAAUUAUUUAUAGAGUCAGUGCUUAUAUUAUUAGGAAUAUUGUUUAGCUCAGGAGUUCUUAAACGUUUUGCAGCCAUGUGAAUACACUUCCACAGAGCCCUUUAUGAUAACAGCACAGAUUCAUUUUAUGAGCAUAAUACAGUUAUUCAGAUAUCAGUCAUGAUGCAGUGGGUUUGACCUCAUGCAUUUUUGGAGGGAUUUAGCAGAUAUAACUAGGGGGUGCUGUUAUAAAUGAGCUAUAAAAGGGAUGUGUGUGUGUGUGUGUGUGUGACUGUGGUUUUGUGAGGACCGUUCAGGAGAUAAACUUCAACCAUCUGCAUUGGAUGAAGGGGGCGGGACUUUCCGAAAAGUAAACCAAUCUCCUCCCUCUCCUCUCACCAUUUAUUCUACAGUGGAAUUCACACUACCAGUUAUUACUGCAGGGAGAACUCAGGAUUCUGCACAGCUAACUUGCAUAUCUACCCUUUAAAAAAAAAGCUUUUUGGAAAUAUAUACAUAUUUCUUUUCAGAUUUUGGUGUGGAUUACUAUAUUAUAUUUUAAAUUAAAAGAGUCUUGCUACUAAAAAAGGAGCUCAUUAAAUUGAGUACAUUUUCUCUCACACAGAACAGCCGAAUGAUGGAGUCUGUUCUGGUCCAUUGUUCCCCUAAGUCAUAACAAUUUAGACCUCUUACAAUGAACUCAGACUCUUCACAGACUCCUCCAGCUGCCUGCUCACAGCAUUUGGGAAAUGUGCAGGCAAGCACGUCUACCACUUUAAGUGAAGGGCCAUCCAUCUUUGUGGACCAACAAAUUGGAGCAAUGCUGGAGAAACAUCUAACAGAAGAAGUACCUAAAGAAAACCCCCUAGGCAGUCUUGUGAACUUUUGCAGAUCCUUCUUCAUCAACAGACGCAAGAUGGGGUCAUCCCCAGGUGGCAUCAUUCCUGAUAGCUCAGCCAGACAGUCCUGUUUACCAGGGCUAGACGUUACGGAUCCUGGUAUUCCUGAUGCAGACCUGGGAAUGUGUAACGAGGGAGAGACUCUUCCAGCUGAUGCACACUUAGAGCCCUACCUGGGAGGCUCAGCAGACACAGAGGAAACUAUGACGAGUCUCUUCUCUUGGGUGAGUCAAGUCAAAGUACAAAAGCAGCUGUUUCACUGCCUCCGGUGUGGGAAGAGGUUUAAGCAACAAAGAACUCUCAAACAACACAAGUGCAUUCCCACAGGAGAGAAGCCAUAUUACUGCUCACUGUGUGGGACAAGUUUUAAGCAACAAAGUGCUCUCAAACGACACCAGCUUAUUCACACAGGAGAGAAGCCAUAUCACUGCUCACAGUGUGGGACAAGUUUUAAGCAACAAAGUGCUCUCAAACGACACCAGCUUAUUCACACAGGAGAGAAGCCACAUCACUGCUCACAGUGCGGGAAGAGUUUUGCCCAGCUGGGUUAUUUAAAAGUACAUCAGCGAUUUCACACAGGAGAGAAGCCUCAUCACUGCUCAAAGUGCGGGAAGAGUUUUGCCCAGCUGAGUUCUUUAACAGUACAUCAGCGAUAUCACACAGGAGUGAUGCCUUAUCACUGCUCAGAAUGCGGGAAGAGUUUUGCAAGUGUGGGUAAUUUACAAAGACACCAGCAUGUUCACACAGGACAAAAGCCAUAUUACUGUUCACAGUGUGGGAAGUCUUUUACCCAGUCAAGUGCUCUCAAAACACACCAGCGCAUUCACACGGGAGAAGCAUGGACAAGAUGCCUGAGAAAGACAAAUGCACAAAGUCAUCAGCUUCUGUAGUAUGAAUUUCCUCUGGAUCCACUGUGACAUUUUAGUUCGUAAUAAAUUGUUAUGUUCAUAAAUUUGAUGUGGAGUAGAUUUUUUACAGAAAAAAUGAAAAAGUGUAUCACUGAAGGAUUUAAGUUUCAAGCUGGCUUUACCAUCAGGAAAAGACAAGCAUUUCAUACAUAGGCCUAUGUAAAGGGUUAAUGGGGCCACUUGGUUGUCAGCAGUAAAAAUCACAAAUUUUACCUCUUCCCAACAGGGAAAAGCACAAUCAAGAAUGCAUGAGUGAACAGUAAAUGAGUGAGAAAAAAUUAAAAUUUGAUGCUGCAAAAAAACUAACGAUGCAUCAAAGUCAAUGUCCAGUCCAUAAUCACUUUUUAUAUUGAAAAUAAGUCAUUUUGUGUGUCUUUUUCCCAAAUCAGUGACAUCACUCAUUAAAUUGGCAUUGAAAGAGUAAAAAUCCUGAACUGAUGUUGAUUAACAGAUUUAAGCAAAAAAAAAGGUGAAAACUUUUUUUUUUAUCUGAUAUAUUUUUACUGCAGAUUAAUUUAGUGGAUGUUUUCAUCCCGACCAGAACAUAAAGGGAUGAAAUGGAUUUGCCCACAGUGUAUUAUUGACGUGUUGAAAUUUUUUAAUAAUAUUUUCAAAAUAUGUCAAAUUUGGUUUGGUUUUCACUAAAAAUCAUUCCAUUUGGUGAAAUACAGUAAAAGUUAUGGCAAAAUUAAGAGUAAAAAAUUAUCCCUGGUGAAUGAAAACAUUCCUAACAGUACAUAAGGGUUAAGCAGCUGGACAUUGGUUCCUUUUAAAAUUUGGUACAAAGAAUGCAAAACUCUGAUACUGGCAAGACAAGCACAUGGCUGUUAAGAUGAUUGGCAUAUGAUAGACUUCGAACCUGCACAGGUGGAUGUACGGUUUAAACAAUGGACAUGGAACGGCAUUACAUCAUCAUUUAAGAUGCCUUCAAUACCCCUUUUUUUUAUCUUAGCAUUUGUCCAGCACAAUGGCAGGGUCCGUUGUUUUUAGUGGAUCAUUUGAUCUGUAUGAUUUGGCAUAGGUUUUACACUGGAUGCCUUUCCUGUCGCAACCCUCCCAUUUCUAUAGAUAUUUACAGCUCAGGAAUCAUUUUAAUAAAAACAUUAAAAAUUAGGGAAUUAAAUUGUC